Molecule: messenger RNA, 627 nt
Organism: Trichoderma aggressivum f. europaeum
Lineage: Eukaryota; Fungi; Ascomycota; Sordariomycetes; Hypocreales; Hypocreaceae
Exons: 2
Coding region: 1-627 (208 amino acids)
Biological process (GO): endoplasmic reticulum to Golgi vesicle-mediated transport
Cellular component (GO): endoplasmic reticulum membrane
Source: RefSeq, a predicted model, not a curated record
AUGAGCUCCUACAUUGAUUGGUCCAAGACUACCAAGUCAAAGGACUACCGAGGAUCCACGUCCUUUGCGACUUUUCUCAUCAUCGGCCCGACAUGCUUCUUCUUGGGCAUCCUCUUCGCGUCGUUUCCGUACGACUUCCCCCUCCUGUGGACCAAGGAGCCGGUCGCCGCCGACUACUACGACAUGCUUGAGACGCAUCUCAAGUUUGUUCACCAGGCGCCCCCGCUCAUCGGGCGCCUCCUCAACAUCAUCAUGAGCGUGGGGUUCCUCGGCCUCUUUAUCAAGCUCUUCCGCCCCAGCGAGGCCAACUUCCUCUUUGACGGCGCCUCGCUGAUCCUGUACCUCAUCGGCGUCGCCGUCUACAUCUCCAACAUUGUCAAGGGGCUGCGCACCGUCAGCUCCGGCUUCUGGCACACGGAGGAGUUUGCCGCUUCUCAGGGUCGUUUUGAGGGCGAGAUUAUCCUUGGCCGCGAGGACAGCCUCAAGGUUCUGGCGGCGAGCAACACCAUUCUGGCUCUGGUGUUGGUGGGCAUCCUUGUGCUGCAAGCAGGACAGUGGUACGCUGAGAAGAGGGACUUGGACGACGAGAAGGAAGUGGCAAAGAAGGAGGGCAAGAAGAAGCAGUGA